This is a messenger RNA of Penicillium salamii, 1128 nucleotides long. NCBI's taxonomy places the organism in Eukaryota, Fungi, Ascomycota, Eurotiomycetes, Eurotiales, Aspergillaceae. The record is from the annotation of a GenBank genome assembly.
AUGUUCAUUCCCAGGAUGCUCUCUCUGCGACCCGUUGGUAUCCGGUCCUUCUCAUCAUCCCGCGCUCGCUUGAACGUCGCGCCACUGCCAUCAAGCAAGCCCGUUGGAGCUUUCCGAGGAGGCGUUUUCGGGUUCCUGGCUGGAUCUGUCGCCGCCAGCGCGUCGGUGUACUAUUACGUCCUAGCAGAAUACAAGAUCGCCAAUGAGAUGCUCUCCGAUGACAUUUCGGUAUGUCUCCAGCUUCUCGUGCUCUGCACUCCAAAUGGCCACCAUCAAGCUCCAGUCCUACAUCACCGAGCUGGAGUCCAAGAUUCUCAUAACACCAACCUCAAAAUGUUCCGCGUCGAACUCCUCCAAGACAAAUCCACCGCCACACCAGGCUGGUCCUAUGCGCCAACGCGUGGGUUCGACCCCACCCAGGCCAUGGCCCCAACCCUAGGCCGCAAACGCAACAUCCGCGACGCCGGCAAAGGCGGCGACAUUUCCUCCCGACAAGCCAACGCCAUCGCACGACACAUAACCGAACUCGACCGCGAAAAUGCACGCGAUGUCUCAAUCCCCAUUCCAGUAAGACAAGCCAAAGAAGCCGGAGCACGCGGCACACGAGCCAAAACCACCUCUGCCGUGCGCCGCAUCCUCCAAUCCCAAAAGACAUUCCGGAACCAUCUCGACGACGAAGAAGCAGCCAUAGCACUAGGCGCCACACCUGGAAGCGUUCCACAAAAUGCCGCUCUGGGCAAAGGACCCAAGGCUGCGCGUCGUAGUGAAACGCCUGUUACGCGGAAACGGGGCACUGGGACAUCGACGCCUGCUGAGACAGAUGUCGAGACUGAGGAGGAAGAACGGAAGCCGAAAUUGAUUAAAUCGGAAUAUGAUAAUGAUCCGCUUUUGCGUUCUUAUGCGCCGCCCAUGCCUUCGGAGAGGCUUAUGCAGAGGCUUUUGGCGGAGCCGCCGCUUUCUUAUAAGGCGGCUGGUGUGAAGCCUCCUGCUUCUGCGCCGCCGGCGCGCCAUUUUUGUUGUCUUUGUGGGUAUUGGGGGAAGAUUCGGUGUAAGAGUUGUCAUUUGAGGACUUGUAGCUUGGAUUGUUAUAAGGUUCAUGAGGACUCGAGGUGUGGUGCUUUCUUUUAG